Messenger RNA from Xiphias gladius (swordfish), 4511 nucleotides. RefSeq names its product protein tyrosine phosphatase non-receptor type 9a (gene ptpn9a). Gene Ontology annotation, biological process: protein dephosphorylation. The record is from RefSeq and is a predicted model, not a curated record. Bases 377 to 2089 code for a protein of 570 amino acids. The transcript has 14 exons. Lineage: Eukaryota; Metazoa; Chordata; Actinopteri; Istiophoriformes; Xiphiidae. Gene Ontology annotation, molecular function: protein tyrosine phosphatase activity.
CUGUAGCUUCAUGUUUGGCUGUGCAGACAAGUACGAGAGUGGGAUCUAUGUCCUCCUCUGUCUCUUGGCGAGAAAAUCAAAUGUGAAUGUUUCCCAAAUUUCCCAGCUUUUGCUGAAAGUUUGGAUGGCAGAUUGAGGCUAAUUGACCUGCCUGUUUCGCAGUCAUAUACAGCACAGCACAGAGAAAAAGAAACACUUCGGCUCGUACCGCAGCGUCUCAGAUGCCUUCAACUUUGAGCGAGAGGGACAACCCCUAAAACCCCGGUCGUACACGAGGGACAGACACACAUACAUCUCCGUUAUCUUCCACUUUAUGAAAAGGAGGCGUCUCGGUUAAAAAAAAAAAAAAAAGGUGAGCGGAGAACUGACGGGAACCAUGGCAGCUACUUUAUCGGCGGAUGAAGAACAGGCUACCAGGCAGUUUCUGGAGGAAAUCAACAAGUGGACCAGUCAGCAUGGAGUGUCACCGCUGUCCAGGGAAUUGGCCGUCAAGUUCCUCAUGGCUCGCAAGUUUGAUGUCCUCCGAGCCAUCGAGCUCUUCCACAGCUACAGGGAAACGCGUCUUAAAGAAGGAAUCGUCAGACUUCAGCCUCAGGAAGAGCCUCUGCGCUCAGAGCUGCUCAGUGGAAAGUUUACUGUGUUGAGUGUCCGGGACCCUUCAGGGGCCUCCAUUGCCUUGUACACGGCUAAACUUCAUCACCCCAACAAGACAGGCAACCACGUGGUGCUUCAGGCCCUCUUCUACCUCCUGGAUCGGGCUGUGGAAAGCUUUGAGACCCAGAGGAAUGGCUUGGUGUUCAUCUACGACAUGGCAGGUUCCAACUACACAAACUUUGAGCUGGACCUGAGCAAGAAGAUCCUCAACUUGCUCAAGGGGGCGUUCCCUGCCAGGCUGAAGAAGGUGUUGAUUGUCGGGGCCCCCGUUUGGUUUCGAGUGCCCUACAAUCUGCUCAGCCUGCUCCUCAAGGAGAAACUUCGGGAGAGGGUUCAGAUGGUAAAAAUGACCGAGCUGCGCCAACACCUCCCCAGAGAUUGUCUCCCCCAGCACCUCGGUGGCCUGCUGCCUCUGGACGCGUACAGCUGGAACCAGCAGCUACUGGCAGGCCAGAACGGCAGAGUAGACCCCGUGGACGAGCUGGUGGGCAUCCCUUUGGAGGAUACCUCCAUUCACACACCCGGACCGGAGUCCAUGCGCCCGCAGGAGCUGCUGACACAUCUCGGCAGGCUUCAGCGCUCAGGCAUCCAUCAGGAGUACGAGGAGCUCCGCAAAGAACCACCGCCGGGAACCUUCCACUGUGCACAAGCAGCCUACAAUCAGGAGAGGAAUCGCUACGGAGACGUGCUGUGCCUUGAUCAAACAAGAGUUCGUUUGAAGCCCAGAAGGAACGAGAGAUCAGACUACAUCAAUGCAAGCUUUAUGGAUGGCUACAAACAGAAGCAUGCAUACAUUGGUACUCAAGGACCACUGGAAAAGACCUACGGUGAUUUCUGGAGAAUGGUCUGGGAACAAAACGUACUUGUUAUUGUCAUGACAACCAGGACAGACGAGGGCAGUCGGAGGAAAUGUGGACAGUAUUGGCCACUGGAGGAAGGGGGACAAGAGGUCUACGGCCACAUGGCAGUGGUGAACCAAAGGGUGGACCACCACACCCACUACAACCACACAACCCUCGAACUGCACAACACUGAGACCUGUGAACAGAGACAAGUGAGUCAUUUCCAGUACCUCAGCUGGCCCGACUAUGGCGUUCCCACCUCAGCUGUGACUCUCAUUGACUUCCUGGGAGCUGUGAAGAGACAACAGAGGAAAAUGGUGAAGGCCUUGGGACUUCAGUGGACAGGCCACCCACUGGGACCCCCGAUGGUGGUCCACUGCAGUGCAGGGAUCGGGAGAACAGGUACCUUCUGUGCCCUGGACAUCUGUCUGUCCCAGCUACAGGACGUAGGCUCACUUAAUGUGUGCCAGACGGUGCGUCGCAUGAGAACACAGAGAGCCUUCAGCAUUCAAACCCCGGACCAGUACUACUUCUGCUACAAUGCCAUUCUGGAGCACGCCCAAAGACAGGGCCUGCUCCCAUCCAAUCAGUGAGCUUCAGCCCUGACUUCCCAAACCAAUCCACGAGCCCUGACAUUUCUGCAGUCAAUCUGUUAACCCCGAGCCGUGUUGUGUGACCAAUUAGCGAAUCCAGGAAAGUAAUUUCCUCACACAAGCUGUCAUUUGAAACUAGGCCAUUCUUCACUGGCAGACCAAGACAAGGCAGUGACGAUAAAAGGCUUGAGUUUUGACAUUAUGAUGUUUCAAUGUGAUAACAUUCUGGCUGCCAACAAUGUGACGUUUUGUUUUUGCUGAACAUAUCUCGGAACACACGUGGCAGAGUGAACACACCGCUCUAGUUUUGUGAUCUGUGAUCAGGGUUGUUGGGUGAAAGGAUCGAGGUAAUGUUCAUUAACCUUUUUGUUUAUUUAUUUGCCACUUUAAACCAACGGUAUAGGGACCUUUUUAAAGGAGUAAUUCACCCCGAAAUAAAAAGUCAAUCAUUAUCCCCUUAUCUCAUAUCAGUUAAAACUCCAGUGAAGUUUUUUUUUUUUUUUUAAGACCGCAGAACAAUGAUUUUGACUUGUAAUUGCAUUCAGUCACAUUCUCCUUCAAGUCUGAAGUUAACUAACAACUGCUGUAGAAAAGUCCCAAGUUCUUGUAGGCAAAAUAAUUCAACAUUGACAUAAGUAAUUCAUGUACACGAACAAUGUUUUUGUCAGACACAUGAGAUAAGCACUAAGCUAAAUGUAAUAAUUUUGAAACGGCUAAAAUGGGACUACAGUGGGUAACGUUAUGCUUUUUAUGAACAAAUUGUAUUUAUUGGAGUUUUAAGUGACAAGCGAGAUCUAAGUUGUUGACACAAUUUUAAUUCUGGGGUGAAAUGAUCCUUUAACCAAGCACACCAUUUUUAUUCCAAAUAGGGAGCUUAAUCGCCACUCUCGAGCAACAAUAAUAGGGUCGUUUUCGCACUUCCUGUGUCCAGUAAAUAUUGCGGUCGCCACAGUGGAUUUUUAGCACACGGUUACGUAGAUGGUACGAGCUAGUUCUGCAUCGUCUCAGGAGUGUCACAUUGAACACAGGGAAGUGAAAGUGCCCCAUUUGUUGGUUUAAAAAAAACAAAACAAAAAAAAUGUAAUCGAAAGGUCUUUUGCCAAGAAGUUGUUGUAUUUCUUUGACGUUACACGAUGCAUUCUCCUCUGCCGCAGUAAAUAUCGCUGAAUGGCAGUAAGGAGGGGUAAAGCACAUCCGAAAUGAUCAGGCUGUAAACUCCCAAACGGCUGUUACAUCCCGUCUGUCAUCACUCAACUGCUGUCCACGUGAAUUCCUCCUUAGUUUGUUUUUGUUUGUUUUUUGUUUUUCUAAUGCAUCCACUGAAACCCAGAUACCUUCCAUCUCACCUGAGUAUUGAGAUUUCCUGACUUGCAGUACAGACAGUGACCAGUGUCUAUGGCCGCCUUUCGCUCACUAGCACUGCCAUCAUGCUUUGGUGAUUGUGGGAAUGUAUUGCUAAACCAUACCCACACAUGCACACACAUACACACUCAUUUAGAGCAGUCCAUGCUGCAGUGACUAAGCCAUUGAAGCGUACACCUGUGUAAGUCAUCAGUUAAGACCUCAUGAGUAGUGCAAUACUUUUUUUUUUUUAACGCAAAUCAUGUCUUAGCACUUUUAUAUAACUAUUCCCGAUGUGCUCUGAGAUUACUCAUUACAGCGAUAGGAUGGGAUGACGAAUAAAAGUUCAAAGUAAUUCUGUAGUUCUACACGUGAUUCUGGGAUAACUUGAUUUGUUAUUUUUAAAUUUAGCCAUCCUCAAAUACAAAACAUUUAUUGACAUUUUGGACUCACUGUAAACGUCUGCAUAGAGCUUUAUUGGGAAAAAUCAAGAGGAUUUUACAGGGAAACCAGAAAUUAAUGAUAGAAUAGCUGAAUAAGCAUGCACAAAUCUGUGCCUACACCCUAUAAAGUCCUUCUUGGGCACUUGAGAGUCAGAAACUUUGUCUUGAGUAUAUUUACAUUAUUAUUGUGUUUUAAGUUCUACAGACUGUGGUUGUAAUCAGUGCUUUCAUCUGGUCCCAGUGUCUUGCCAUUAUUAUAGAGUACAUGUACAAAUACUGAGUGUCUGUGUGUCAUAUGUUGCAUUAUGUUGUUGCGGGGUGAAAAAAAAAAUGUGCUCUUUACUACAGAAUUCAUAUUGAAUUUGCUUGUAGUGAAGCAUUUUUUUUAAGUCUGCCACCUUCAUGCUUUCUGAUUUUAGAAUUAUUUUUCUUUUCAAUGACGGACACAAAAUGUGCCCUAUUUUAUUUUUCUAUUGUAUUCAACGACUGUUUUCAUACAAUUACCCAGGAUUAUACAGUUAUCAACAUUAAUUUUAUAUUUGUUCUGUUAUAACCUAUUACUUUAUCAUUCGUAUGACUAUUGAAUCAAGCUAUACUGUAAUAAAUACAAACCGUUUCAACGUGUACGUUUGUUAAGG